AUGGACCCGUACCCUCCACCAUCGUCCAUGACCCUCUCCCCUCAAUCGCCGCCCGUCGGUCAACCAUCGACCGUUUUCCGGCCCCGCCGAUCCGACGACUGGCACGAGUAUCGCGAGAUCAUCGAGCAACUCUACCGCAACGACCAGCUCAAACUGCGUGAUGUAAAGCGCAUCAUGGAACGGGACUAUAAGUUCUAUGCCUCAGAAAAACAGUACAAAGAUCGCCUCGCUGCAUGGCAUGUCCGCAAAAACAUCAAGGCCAAGGAAGUGCAUUUGAUGAUUCGCAAGCAACAGAAGCGCGCCGCCCGAGGGAAGCAGACUGCCUUUCGGGUCAAUGGCCAGAAUGUCGAUCCCAAACGUAUUGCACGCUUCGUACGCCGCUACGGUAAUUCGUGGGAUCACGACGGGGAUCGAGAUGCCGAGGAUCAAAGUCCCGAACCGAAAACCCCAUCUGAUAUGACUUGUUAUACGCCCGAACCAGAGGAGAAUGCCGCCACGCCAGUCUCCCCUCCAGACAUCCAGUCACCCACGAGGGAAACAUCGACGUAUCCACUCAACUACGACCCUAAUUCUAUCGACACCCUACCAGAUCUGAUCAUGGACGACGACAACAACCCGUACCCAAUGCACAUGCCCCGACGAACAUAUCACCCCUCCGAAUCAACCAUGCAACCAGUGACUCACCCAAACCAUCAACCUCAUCAGCCUCAUCCGUCCCACCCAUCAGCACACCAACACCAACACCAACACCAACACCAACACCAACAUCAGCUCCCCCACCCGGCAGUGCCACACCCACUCGUCCACCCAGUACCACACCCGGCCAUCACGGCAUCCCAGAACGCCGACCACCAUCCGCCCGUGGCACUCCCGUUGCCUGGAUCGAUGCAGCAGCACCGGGGCGGCAUGAACGGCCCGCCGGAACUCUUUCCGCAUUCCAGCAGUUACGCCAAUCUGGAUGCGUUUCAGAACCGACUCGGCGAAUUGGGGACUACGCUGAACGAGUCCAUGGCGAAGUGGGCGCGUGAGCAGGAUCCGAACCAGGAGAUUCCUCAUCAUGAGGGACUGGGCUUGUGA
Molecule: messenger RNA, 1077 nt
Organism: Penicillium brasilianum
Lineage: Eukaryota; Fungi; Ascomycota; Eurotiomycetes; Eurotiales; Aspergillaceae
Source: the annotation of a GenBank genome assembly